Messenger RNA from Closterium sp. Naga37s-1, 1038 nucleotides. The record is from the annotation of a GenBank genome assembly. NCBI's taxonomy places the organism in Eukaryota, Viridiplantae, Streptophyta, Zygnematophyceae, Desmidiales, Closteriaceae.
AUGCGUGCAUUAUCCCACGCGCUUCCCACCCCUCGCUCCCCCCCCACCCCGCCUUCCUCUCCCACCCUCUCCCCCGCUUUUCCUCCCGCUCCUCCCUCCCGCUCCCCUCCCUCUUUCUCUCCCCUGCCUUUUCCCCCAUCCUCCUCUCACCCCACCACACCCAACAACGGCAAGCCCUGCACCCUAGUGGGAGUGGUGGGGCCACUACCAGACGCCAUAGGGAACCUUCCUUCACUCUCCUUCCUAUCCAUUGUCAGCAACCUGACGAGCCUUCCCUCCACCCUUGUUCAGCUCAGCUCCACACUCACGGCUCUCCAUUUGGGCUUUAACAACCUAGCUGGAACCUUCCCUUCCGUUGCGUUGCGGCUGUUGCAACUGCGCACACUCAAUCUCGCUCAGAACCAGCUUACAGGAAACAUCCCCACUGGCCUCGCAAGACUUUCCCGCCUGGCUUUCCUCCGUUUGGAUGGCAAUCAGUUUACAGGCCCCAUUCCCUCGCAGCUCUACUCCCUCACCAACAUCUCUUACCUCUCUCUCCGUUCCAACCGUCUCUCUGGCAGCAUUGCACCGCAAGUGUCUAAUUUUAAGGCCCUGCAACUGCUGGAUUUGAGAGACAACAUGCUGACGUCAUCCAUCCCAUCCACCCUGCCUGCAUGUGUCAAGCUCUUCUGGCUCUAUCUGAGCAACAAUCGACUCACGGGUUCAAUUCCUGCCGCCAUCGGCAAACUAUCCAGGCUUAGAUUCCUGCUGAUAGAUUCUAACCGCCUCUCUUCAUCUCUGCCUGCCUCCCUCUCUGCUCUCUCCCUGCUCUCCCACCUCGAUGCCAGCAACAAUACUCUCACCGGCCCCAUCCCUCCCGGCCUUGGCGAGCUCUCCUACCUCGCUUAUCUCCAAUUGGAUCGCAACAACCUAGUGGGCGAGAUCCCACCCACCUUGGUCAACCUCCCUUACCUCUUUCAAUUGGACCUCUCGCACAACCAGCUAGUAGGCUCGGUACCGGACAUCUUUCCCCCAGGCAACGAGUUGAACACUGUGUGA